AUGACGCAACUGGAGGAUGAUGACCUUUUGAACAAUUUACUGAAAAUCCCGGGCACCAUCAUCAUCUACAACAACGACAUGAGCUCCUACGAUUACGUGCUGAACGCUCAGAAUGUGACGCUCCCCCUAACGCCAGCCACCUCGAGCGCCGGGUCGACCGUAUCCGAGCAAUCGGUGGACGACCUGAACAGCAGCGCAUCGAUCGAUGCGGACAUGGCUAGCUCGCCGGUGCCCGCCUUCCUGCCUGGGACAGCCGGCGCCGUCCCAACGCAACCGUUUGUCGUACACUCUCCUUCCACCUCUAACGUGCCAGCCCAGACUCCGUCCAGUGUCAACUCGGAACUGGAUCAAAGCUUCGAGACCGACUUCAUGGGCGGCGCCAGUGACCGUCCCUCGGACGGAUGCUCUCCUGGCGGUGAAGAAAAUAUGGAAGAAUUGGACGACGAGAUCGAAGAAGAGCUGGAACUGGGCGCUAGCGUAGCGGACAUCGAGGACGACUCGGAACCGGAACUGACCAACCUGUCGUGGCUGACGGAGCUGAAGAACAUCACCAACCUGACCCCGUCGGACGUGCCGCUGACAGAUUUACCGACGGCACGGUUCAACAAAUUUAUUGCCCAAGUACGACGGAGCCGCGAGACGUACGAUAAGCGCAAGGAGCAGUACACGGCGGUGACGAACUCGCUGGAAAAACCGCCCUUCAACUAUGCACAAAUCAUCGCCAUGGCCAUGCUCGAGGAGGGCCGCAUGACGCUCAAGCAGAUAUGCAAAUGGAUCCAGGAGAAGUUCGCCUACUACAAGGUGCACAAAAAUUGGAAUAACUCCAUCCGGCACAAUUUGUCGCUGAGCUUCUUCUUUACCAAAGUACAACGGGCCAAAGACGAGAAGGGAAAGGGCGGCUACUGGGAGCUGUCGAUGGAUGUGUCAAAGAGCGAACGGCGCCGGGUUCGGGUGCGGCAGCGCAAUAAGUCGGCCAACGUUACCACCAGCGGCAGCAGCAGCCUCCGGGGACGAUCGGCUGCACGAUCACCGAAGAGAUGUACCGCCGCUGGCAGCGGAGGGUCAGACUUUGGACAGAGUACCAACAACAACAAUGAGCUGACUGUGAACCACAAUCUGAGCAAACCAAGCCGGCGGACACCUUUCGAAGUGGUGGGAGAGGUCGCUUGUACUCCACCCAGCUCGGACUCUCCAGUACCGCCAACGAUUGACCGGAACAACAACACGAGCUCGCAGCUUAGUCUUGUUCCGGUGGCCACGCAGCUGGCGCAACAGCAGCAACCCCUUCCGGUGUCCAGUGUGACGAUCGAUAUCAUAGACAACUACGGGAAACCCGGGAUGGUGGGUGAGGUUACUCAGAUUUCCACGGAUAUUCCGACCGUUCGGUCGCUGGACUGCAGCGGUCAGGUGCUGGUAGCGAACACGCCACCCGAUCACCACCCGGCAGUAGUAGCAAGCGGGGAGAUACCGAUCAACGAGGAGCAACUGAUCCGGGCCAGCGCGAUGGUGGAAAACUGUCCCAUUAACUUCGAUUCCAUCAUCAACGGGGAGACCGGUGCCAGUAUCUUCAACAACUUGACGGUGGAUGAGAUCUUCUCCGACAACGAAAUACCGCAGCCGGCGAACGACGAUAUUAUUGUGCCAUUUUUCACCAACGUCCAGCAGGUCCAGGCGGGCCCGAAUGUGGUGGUUGAAACCAUCCCGUACUAUCUGCCCGACAUGGGCAACUUUGACGAGAGCGAUUUCAGUAAUCUCAUCAACAUCAACGACAACGAAAUUAGCGACGAGUUCCUCAACGAGCAUGGGUUUCUGUAG
Anopheles cruzii is the source of this 1815-nucleotide messenger RNA. Its product is annotated as fork head domain-containing protein FD4. The transcript has 5 exons. The coding region runs from base 1 to 1815 and encodes 604 amino acids. NCBI's taxonomy places the organism in Eukaryota, Metazoa, Arthropoda, Insecta, Diptera, Culicidae. Gene Ontology annotation, biological process: regulation of transcription by RNA polymerase II. The record is from RefSeq and is a predicted model, not a curated record. Gene Ontology annotation, molecular function: DNA-binding transcription factor activity, RNA polymerase II-specific; RNA polymerase II cis-regulatory region sequence-specific DNA binding.